AUAUGUACCACGCAAGCGUGACCACGUAUGACUUCUAACACUUCAGUGCCUUUUGAUAGUAAUAUUAGCUGUCUAUUUGUUUAUUGCAUUUAUUACAUUAUGUCCGGUGGAUGGGAAUUAGUUGGAAGAAAUAAAAAAGAUAAAAACGAUGGGAAGAUCAAUAAACUUACAAAGAUCGAGAAAAAAAAAUUUAUCGAAAACGCACCAAAGGUAGAAGAUUUUCUUCCUUUAAGUCAAGUAAAAACAUUGUAUGAUAAUUUGGAUAAUAAUGUGAAAACAUAUAAUAAUUUGGAUGAUAAAGGAAAUAAAAAGUUGUUUAAAGAAAAAGAAAAUAAAACAAAAGAGAAUGAAGAAAGAAAAAAGCAACAGAAACAGCAACAAUCUGAUAAAAAAAAACAACCUAAGGAGAAACCUCCAAAAUCUAUAAAGGAUGCAUUAAAUAUGAUAAAUGCAGAGGAGCUUUACAAUAUUUUUACUGGUAGUCAAAAUAGAUUUCCUGAAGCUCCAUUAAUUUGGUUGAAAGAUCUUGCUGCAUUCCUUAAUAUAAAAAUACCUGUUGAUAAAGAAGAUGCAGUCUUUUCUGGGAAAUCUAAAGAUUAUCCUUUAAGUAUAGUACCUAAGCCAAUUUGUUCCAUAUUGGAAAAAGCAAUUGAUAUGGCAGGCAAACAAACAGUACAACUUUUUUAUGAAAAUACUCUUACUGCAAUGGCUGCUGAUAUGGUUAAAGGAUCACCUGCUGUGGGUCACAAAAUAUUUUUACAACUUCUAGCACGUAUUAAUUCUGAAUUGACAAUUGCUAACAUUUCUAAAUUGAUUCGUGUAAAAAAUUCUUAUCAAAAUAGAAAAAAUAUUGGUCUUUCUUUAUUAUGGGCAAUCUCACAAGCUGGUAGAAAAAAUCUGACUGUGGGUUUGAAAGUGUGGCAUGAAGUAAUGUCUCCUAUGUUAGAAACGAAGAGUUACUGCAAUUAUGUAGCAGAAAUUUUGAACGAUCUUGUAUUUGGACAUGAAAUGUGUCAUGAUCUUAAACCAGAACUUUAUCUUGACAUUGUGGAGGAUACAUGUUCUGGAAAAUAUAAUAUUUCUGCUUCUGUGAACAGAGAAAUUAAUAACAGCCUUGAAAAACUAAGAUUGAUAUUGUUUAAAAAUAAAAAUAUAAAUUAUGCGAAGUUAUUUGAAAUGCUAAUUACAAAAGUUGAGCAAAAGGUACAUGUAAAUUAUAAGGAUGAAUUAAUCAAAGCACUUGUGACUUGUUUAGCUACAGAGCCACUUUGUUUCUCUGUCUGGAGAUCCGUUUAUACCAAAAAUUUAUAUCAGUCCCAUUUAAUUUUAAUACAUAUUGACACUAAAUACCAUGUUUUACACACAACAUUGGACACCAAAUGUUUGAAAGAAACAUGUAUAGUAUUUCAAAAAAUUAAUGAAAAGUGGAAAAAGGGCAAAGAUGAAAAUUUUGCUAAUAAUCGUACUAAAAUAUGCAAGGCGUUAUUAUUAAAAAUGACAGUUUCUGCUAAUAAGAAAUUUCCUUGGAAAAAGGGAAUUAUUUUGUUAUUACUUCUUAUUAGUACCAUUCUUGCUUAUGAUAUAUACAAACAUGAUGAUUUUAAAGUAAAUAAGUUUUUGAAAAGAACUGGGUUAGUUGCUUAUGGACAACAAUCAUGGAUUAUAAUGCAAGAAUAUUCUUCUAAAACGCUUGAUUUCAUAGAAGCUACUUCACCAGAGUAUUAUAAAAUAACUGUAGAAACAUGUAAACCUUAUAUUAAAUUAGCAGGAGAUAUUUAUCUUGUAAUGAAACAUGUUUCUUUUAAAAUUUAUGACAAUAUUGCAGAAUAUAUUGAAAAAAAUGGUCCUUUGGUUAUACAAACAAUAGAGCAUUAUGUCCCAGGAAUGUUGGAUGAAAUUAAAUUACGAAGUAAUCAAGGUUUAGAACUUUUAAAAGUUUAUUCUAAUUUAUUAGUGGAAAUGUUGACUGAACGCUCAACUGCAACACUUCAAUGGCUAGAACAUAAUGUCUUUGUUGGAAAAUUAAGUCCAGAAAAUUUACAAAAUUAUGCCUCAAAAGCUAUUGACACCACACAGACAUUAGCAAGUCAGACUUACGAUUGGGUUUAUGAAAAGGUGCAAACACUCUCUAAAGUUCCGUGAAUGAAAUUCAUCAAAUUUUUAUGUACUAAUUUUUUCAAUGAUCAA
This is a messenger RNA of Frieseomelitta varia, 2187 nucleotides long. RefSeq names its product transmembrane protein 214-A (gene Tmem214). The record is from RefSeq and is a predicted model, not a curated record. The transcript has 9 exons. Gene Ontology annotation, cellular component: Golgi apparatus; endoplasmic reticulum. NCBI's taxonomy places the organism in Eukaryota, Metazoa, Arthropoda, Insecta, Hymenoptera, Apidae. The coding region runs from base 28 to 2142 and encodes 704 amino acids.